CGCACCAGGCAACCCCCCCUUCCAUGGAGUAAAAUAUCUCCGUCACACACAAAAGGAUCCGAGGAAGACAGCAGAGAUCUUGAAACCAAGAAAAAAAAAACAGGCUAGAUCGAGCAUCUAUCCUGCAUCCAAUCCACAGCAGCUGUAUCUACUAGUAGGUGCUAGUCUUACUCUGCUCUGGGCCGCUUCUGGCUGGCUCCAUGGCCGGGCUGAGCGUUCUCCUGGAGCCCCACAGCAAGAGCCACCCCUGCGGGAAGGGGAAGGCAGCGGCGGCGGCGCAGAUCAUCAGCAAGGCCACCCUCGUGAUCCACGGCCCCAGCCACAACCACAAGCAGCAGCCGCCGCAGCGGGUUCCGCCUGUCUCUCCGACGGCCGCGGGCUCCUUCCUGCAGCGCUGCUGCCUGUGCCACGCAGAGCUCGCCGAGGGCAUGGACAUCAACAUGUACAGAGGCGACCGGGCGUUCUGCAGCGUGGAGUGCCGGUGCAGGCAGAUCUUCAUGGACGAGGACGCCCUCAGCAACGGCGAGGGUGCCGGUGCCGGUACCGCCACCGUGCGGGGCAGCCGGCGAGCCGCCGGCGGCGGCCGUGUCGCCUACUGAGCGCGGCCUGAACAAACCAAGGUUUUCUCCGUGUAGAUGUAGCCGUGUAGGGUGGGGCCAGAUCUUCAUGGAUGGCCAUGGGAGCAGAACGAGCGAGAAAUCAUCCAAGAGACAGAGAGCAUAGGUCAUCACGCUCCGGCAGUGUGCUAGUAUCUGACAGCUCGUCCCCGUGGGACCCAUCGCUGGCGCAACAAAAGGAGGAGUAGUACGUGCGUGGCGUCUGGCUGGACCCACUGGAUAAGAUGGCCAUGACUGACUUGGAGCCGCUCUUGGGCCCCACCCCACCACCUCAUGAAGUGGAUCAGGAUCAACCGAGCAGUUAGCGGGCCGGCUCUGCCUUUUGUUAUUACGUCUCUCAAUGCAGAUUGGCUAACCGCGUUCGUCAACGGUGGAUAUCACUGACCGGAGUUGAUUCUGUGUCCACUGUUCAAGUUUGGCGGUACCUGCGGUGCACCUUGAGGGAAAUUUCUUCUUAUUAUUAUUAGUUCCUUCCUCUUCUUUGUAUUCUAAUUUGUAUAAUUUCUAUCUUGUGCAAUAAUAAUACUGUGUCGGUGUGACAUAUAUAUUUAUCUA
Molecule: messenger RNA, 1172 nt
Organism: Sorghum bicolor (sorghum)
Lineage: Eukaryota; Viridiplantae; Streptophyta; Magnoliopsida; Poales; Poaceae
Product: protein MARD1
Exons: 2
Coding region: 201-599 (132 amino acids)
Source: RefSeq, a predicted model, not a curated record